Cantharellus anzutake is the source of this 267-nucleotide messenger RNA. RefSeq lists its product as uncharacterized. The transcript has a single exon. Gene Ontology annotation, biological process: proteolysis. NCBI's taxonomy places the organism in Eukaryota, Fungi, Basidiomycota, Agaricomycetes, Cantharellales, Hydnaceae. The annotation marks the transcript as partial. Gene Ontology annotation, molecular function: endopeptidase activity; tripeptidyl-peptidase activity. The record is from RefSeq and is a predicted model, not a curated record.
GCUCCUCACUCAGAUAGUGUCAUCUUGCUCGAAUCUUUCCUCGUCUCGCACGGCAUAGACACCACAGGCGACGCGCUCCAACGAACAACCGCAAAUGAUUGGAUCUCACUCAAGACCACCAUUGAAAUCGCAGAGAAACCUCUUGACACAACCUAUUCAAUAUAUGCGAACCACAAGAUUGGACUCACUGCGAUUUGUACAAUGUCAUACAGUCUUCCUGCCCACCUUCACGACCACAUUGACGUCGUUCAGCCUACGAACUACUUC